Molecule: messenger RNA, 1346 nt
Organism: Anopheles coustani
Lineage: Eukaryota; Metazoa; Arthropoda; Insecta; Diptera; Culicidae
Exons: 1
Coding region: 1-1344 (447 amino acids)
Source: RefSeq, a predicted model, not a curated record
AUGACUGAAGAACUACAGACUCAGCAACAGCCACAACCGGCCACGGUGCAACCGCAACCAAAACAACGGCUUGGACCGCAAGAUUAUCGCAACUCGGAACUAGUUACCAAGCUGAUGGCCGCUAAUCCACCUUACUUGUACUCACCGGCCGUUGGUCCCCACAAUUUCUUCUUCAGCGAAAUGUUACGGUCUCUUGUGGCCAACAAACGCAACGAGAGCCUCAGUAAUGCCUCCGAACAGCUCCAUCAUCACCAGCAGCACCAUCAGCAGCAGCAACAACUCCAGCAAGCAGCACAGCAUCCCGGCCAGGUGCCGAGUCAUCUGGCUUUGCAGGCCGCAACGACGCGUAGACCACGCAAGCGCUCCUGGAGUCAACAUCGCUACUACCCGGAAGCGCUGAAGGAUGGUAAAGAGUCGGAUGAAAGGCGCCCAACGCAGCCGGAAAAACCGCUCGAGUUGACAAACAAGCUGUCCGCCUUCAGCCGAAGCAUUUCAUCGUCUGCUGCUGCUGCUUCCUCAGCGCAAAAAUACCCAGAAACCGACCUUCCCGAAAGGUUCAAAGCGCCAUCCUAUCACGAUCGCAAACCGGAAGAAUCGAAGGCUUCGCUCGGGGCGGAAAAGUCCUCCCUGAAUAACGCCAACCUCAUUCCGGAACCUCCGACGGCCUCGAUGCCGCCGUCCGAUUUGAUCCUCCCACCUCCGCCUCCCGUUUGGUACCCUCCCCUAUAUCCCCCGUACGGUAUUGAUCCUUUGCAUUUCUUCAUCGAUCUACGCGUUUCGGGCCACAUCUACGAUCGCAAAAAGGACUCAAACUCUCCAGGAUCGGAAGAAUCGUCACUGUCGGUGAAACGCGAACACUCCAAACUGAUAGGAACGGGCGCCGAUCGGCAAGGAUCGGCUUUUAGCGUACCGAAACCAAGGGACACUUCAACCGGCAGUAAGCCAUCAGGUGCCGGAUCAGCCAUAAAUCUGGCAGCAUCACUGGAGGAAGGUGGUGGAUCUUCGGGGGAAGUCGUCGAAGCGACCGAUCAACCAUCGCCUGCUAUGGGAUCGUUGUUUUUGGGGGACUUUGCCGACCACAAGAUGGAUUCGAUCAAGAACACAAACUAUGUGCUGCAGAAUCUGCCACGAAUCUACGGAGACUUGAACGGGAACCAUAAGAUGGUGGAUCGUUGUGCCGGAGACGAUGAUAUGAAUGGUAACUUAAGCGAUGACCAUGAACAUGAUCAGGACAGUAAGUCAGUGGAAUCGGUCGAAGAUUUGGUUGGUGAUGAAAAUAAAUACAAGGACAUCGAUUUGAACGUAAUUUCCGACGAGGAAUCAAUUGCUGUUGAUGAAAAUUAGCU